This is a messenger RNA of Nelumbo nucifera (sacred lotus), 2667 nucleotides long. RefSeq names its product Pentatricopeptide repeat (PPR) superfamily protein. Gene Ontology annotation, biological process: mitochondria-nucleus signaling pathway; chloroplast-nucleus signaling pathway. Gene Ontology annotation, molecular function: protein binding. Gene Ontology annotation, cellular component: chloroplast. The record is from RefSeq and is a predicted model, not a curated record. Lineage: Eukaryota; Viridiplantae; Streptophyta; Magnoliopsida; Proteales; Nelumbonaceae.
GUAGACGUGGGCAGGAGAUCUGGACUCCCUUUGCGAGCCCUAGUUAUUAACGUCCCAAUAGCCGCAAGUAGCUGGGAAGAAAAUAAACAGAAGUCUCCCACUCUGUCUUCCCCUCUUUCCCCACUGUAGAGACCAAUAAAAAACAGCAAACAGAAGAACAGAUAAGAGAGUCUCAUGUCGGUUUUUUUGAAUAUCGACUUCUCAUGGGGUUUCUCGUAAGAAACUAGUUGAAUCUGUGCUUGCUUUGAUAGGGUUGAAAAGAAAAGUUUCUGAAUACGGAAGCACCGUUUAUUCAUCUCUGCAAGCCAUUGGAGUUCAGUACAGAUGGAGUUCACAAUUUUCUCACAGAAUUCUACAAGUGGUAUGCUUUUUCUCCAUGGAAUGCAUUUGAGCCGCAACCAUUUCAAUCCUAAACAUGGCAUUGGCCGGUAUUCGUGGACUAGGGUAUCUGCAUUUCACAUCAAUUGCUUUAUCAAGGGCAAGGGAAAACUUGGAUCUUGCCUACAAUGGCAGGCAGGUUUUUCUUCUGGAGGAUAUACUUUUCUGCCACAUUGCAUAGGGCAGCAGAGAAGUAUCUGCAUCGACAGAGGCAAUGAGGGUAGAAAGGAUGACCGGACUUUUGAAAGAUCUGUAAAGAGGCAACCAAGUUCACCAUUGUUGUGUCUAGAUGGACCUUUUGUUGAAAAUGAUGAAGAAACCAACAACGAUGUCCUUCAUAGUUUCUCCAGCAAGGGGAAGCUCACUGAAGCAUCAAAUUUGAUUGAUUUGAUGGCACGUAAAAGCCAGAUUCCCCACUUUCCCACAUGCAUAAAUAUAAUCCGGGGUUUGAUUAAAGUUGAUCGGAUUGACAAGGCUGCAAAUAUCCUGAGGAUUAUGAUCAUGUCUGGUGGACUGCCAGAUAUUAUCACUUACAACAUGUUAGUAGGUGGCUUCUGUAAGAAAGGAUACUUGAAGUCUGCAGUUGAUCUCUUAGAUGACAUGAGCUUGAGUGGUUGUCCUCCAGAUGUGAUUACAUAUAACACCAUACUUCGCUGCAUGUUUGAACAUGGUAGGUUUGAUCAGGCAAUUGGGUUUUGGAAGGAUCAACUGAGAAAGGGCUGUCCUCCAUAUCUGAUCACUUAUACUGUGCUUAUAGAGCUAGUAUGCAAGUACUAUGGAGCUGAACGGGCUAUGGAGGUGUUAGAGGACAUGGCAGUUGAGGGCUGUUAUCCUGAUAUUGUGACAUAUAAUUCCCUAGUUAAUUCUACUUGCAAGGAAGGGAAGUACAAAGAUACAACUUUGGUGAUUUUUAAUCUUUUAUCACAUGGGAUGGAACCCAAUGCUAUUACUUACAACACGCUUCUUCAUUGUUUCUGCAGUCGCGGGUGUUGGGAUGAUGUGGAUGAGAUCCUCUCAAUCAUGAAUGAGACUUCAAAUCCUCCCACUACUGUUACUUACAAUAUUUUGAUCAAUGGUCUCUGUAAACACAGGCUUCUGGAUCGGGCCAUUGACUUUUUAGAUGAAAUGGUUUGUCGGGGUUGUUCUCCUGACAUCAUCACUUACAAUACUCUUCUGGGAGCUUUAUGUAAAGAGGGAAUGACAGAUGAGGCUUUGCAUAUCCUUCAUUGUUUGGCUGCCAUUGGCUGUUCUCCUGUUCUAAUCACUUAUAAUACUGUCAUUGAUGGUUUAGCCAAGAAAGGUGAUAUGAAGAAAGCAACAAGGCUGUACAGUGAGAUGAUUGAGAAUGGGAUAAGUCCUGAUGAUAUUACUCAUCGUUCAUUGAUUGGAGGAUUUUGCCAGGGGGAUUUAGUUGUGGAGGCUGUGGAAGUCUUGAAGGAGAUGGGUAGGAGAAAUCAUAGGAUCAGAACAAGUACUUACAAUGUCGUAAUCCAGGGAUUAUGCAAAAAUAACAAGGUUGAUAUAGCAAUCCAAGUUCUAGAAAUGAUGAUAUUGAGUCGAUGCAAGCCCGACGAGAAGAUCUAUGCCACUCUUAUUAAAGGGAUAGCUGCUUCUGGUAUGCCAGAAGAGGCUACAAGGUUACAUCAGAAGUUGAUAGAACGCAAGGUUCUUAGAGAAGAAAGUAUGCUAAAUUAAAAGAGCAGAAGGAAAAUUGCAAUCAUUUUCAACAUUUUCUUAUUCUGAGGGGCUUUUGGCUGCUCAGAUUUUCUUUUGUGUUGUACAGCACACUGUUUAAACAGGAAAAUUAUUAAAAUUUAUCUAUACAUAUCUUUUAAGAUUACCCUUUCACGUGGAGAAUGCAAAGUUUUAAAAAGAGGUAGAGAAGAAUUACAAGUUCAUGGCACUGUUCUAUGUAUGAUCUGUAUGAGUAACCACCUUUGCGCUUGAAGUUCUGAGUUUUCUGCUUGAGGUCCAUGAAGAUUGAGUGAUCUUACUGUAGGAAGACCUGUUCAUGGGCUGUGACGCCGCGCUUGGGUUCAGGUUUGCCAAAAUUUGAAUGUGCCUGACCCAAUGAGCCUGACGGGCUGCCCAUGAAUAGGUUCUUGCAUUGACUUGGUGCUACUCAAAAGUGUUGCAGAUUUAGAGAUGCCCUAACAUUGUAUUGUGGUCUGUACACAGUUAUCCUUUCGUUGAAUAUGAACUUGUGCCUGAUAUUUUGCUGUUUCUGGAUGUUGCCAACCUAAUAUCUUGUUGAAGAGAGUAAUACAACACCGCCUGUUUUGCAUGAUA